Sphenostylis stenocarpa is the source of this 267-nucleotide messenger RNA. The record is from the annotation of a GenBank genome assembly. NCBI's taxonomy places the organism in Eukaryota, Viridiplantae, Streptophyta, Magnoliopsida, Fabales, Fabaceae.
AUGAUUGCGGAUAUAGGAUUUAGAGCAUGUGAUAGUAAGGAUGAGUGGGUGGGACUCUCGAUUAUGUGUAGAGCUGUUGUUGAUCGCUCUGCUAUUCCUCGUUUUCCAAGUGUUCAGGCGAUAGAUAAACAUGUUAUGAAAAACAAUUCAGCCACCAAAUCCACGAUUUUGGACCAAGAGCUGGCACAGAAGUGGGUUGUGCCUCGUCAUCCUCUAAAGCCAAUCUUUUCUAAGGUGAUCCAAGUUGUGGUGUUUGAAACCCUGUAG